Molecule: messenger RNA, 4150 nt
Organism: Westerdykella ornata
Lineage: Eukaryota; Fungi; Ascomycota; Dothideomycetes; Pleosporales; Sporormiaceae
Exons: 4
Coding region: 86-3883 (1265 amino acids)
Biological process (GO): protein import into nucleus; nuclear pore organization
Cellular component (GO): nuclear pore transmembrane ring
Molecular function (GO): structural constituent of nuclear pore
Source: RefSeq, a predicted model, not a curated record
CAACAACUGCUCUACAACAAGCAAACCUCUGCUGCACAUACACCCCCCAUUCCGCCGGACGAUGCCAACUUGACCCUUCCGCGCCAUGGACGGUACUCCGCGACGAGGGCCCGGCGGAUUUCCCGCGACGCCGCAGGCAAACCGCUCGCCAGGCGCACGCAGUGCCGGUGCGACAUUCACGCCCACUCGACCAAAUGUGCGCUCUCCGCUGCCCCAGGUGCCCAAGGUACCUGACCAGAGCAGCUCAGGACCUUUGAUACCAACUCAUGUCAUGGAUCCCGCCCAGCAAAGGUUCUAUGCUGUUGGAUUGUACGGUCUGCUGCUCGCGUGGAAGCUGUACGACUUCUACACCCUGACCCUAGAUGAGGAGACGUCGGCGUGGGAAUUCCUCAAAUGGUCCUUUAUAGACAUGGUUUUUGUCUUCGGCCUGCCCCUAUUCGAAAUCCCUUGGGUUGAAUGGGGGAAUAUCACCGCUGCCCUGCUGUUCAUCUUACAUAUGGGCAUAAACGCAAUGUUGAUGUUUCAGGUCGGCAUCCCCAUUCAAUCCUGGAUCUAUUCCCUGGGCGCGUACCUGUACAGCAGAGAGCUUGCAAUCAGCGAACGGAGCGUGAAGCCUCGUGCGAUACUUUUCAACGAAUCCUUAAUCCUGGGGAAACAAAUCAUAAACAUCCUGCCAGAAGGAUCUGCUAUAUUGAACCCAAACAAGGAUUCCUUCUGUCUCAACUCUUCCGUCACUCACCUGGAUCUACCGAUCAUCGUCAACCAGACGAAUCCUACUGCUAUUGAACUUCUCCGUAUCGAUAUCGAGACCAAUCACAAUGAGACAAUUCUCAUCUCAAAAAGCGAAUGCAAGUCGAUGAUGAAAAAGGCCAGGAAGGCACAGAAGCCCAAGGACUCCACAAGCCCAUUGGAACUUCACUACAACAUCAAGAAGACUGGCGUUUACCUCUUGAAAAAGAUUGUUGAUGAGAGCAAUCUGGAGGUGCGGCCACGGCCGUCGAGUGCCGUUGUGGUCGCAUGCCCACGCGCCCGGAUACGACAGACUGGGCAGAACCGUUGCCGCAACGAUCUCUCUGAUGUCGCUCUUGAACUCGAGGGAGUACCACCUCUGCGCCUCAAGUACCGUACCAGCAUCGGCGGUAGGUCGCGUGAUGCUGAGCUGCAAGGUCUCACACCCGAAAGCUAUAACUCGCCCCUAUCGAAGCACACCUCCCAAGCCCUGAUUCGUGCUACCCGCGAGGAUGUAUCAUGGGCGCAACCACAGAAGGUUACUGUUUCCCUAAACGAGACUCUCGGAGAAAGUGGUUCGUGGGCCUACAUCGUAGAGGAGGUCACCGAUGCGCUCGGCAAUCAUGUCAGUUUCCUAGCUCACGAUGAAGAGGAGAAGCCCAAGCACAAGACUGCACCAAUGCACAGCUUCACCGUGCAUGAGCGACCAAACGUAGUGUUGACCGAUUGCAAUGCGCAGAGCCCUCUUCGCAUUGCAAAGGGUAGGGUCAUUCGUUUACCUGUGAAAUAUGGCUCGACAGGAAAACAUGCCAUCAACGCGCCCCAUAUCAUCGAGUACCUCUUCACACCCGAGGCGGAUCUUCUGCCAGAUGGAAGUCAUAGCUUAUCCGCAAUGCUCAAAAAGGAAACUAUGCGCACCAACCGUGAUCAGCCAGUGAUCGCCGCAAGCGGCCUCUACACUCUGAAAUCUGUUUCGACGGAGUUUUGUCAGGGUGAGGUGCUCGAACCUGCGUCCUGCCUACUCCAAAAUCCCCCCGAACCAGAAUUGUCCCUGUCAAGAGAAGACAUUGUGGACAAGUGUGCUGGCAACCCCAUUGGAAUGCGCGUUUCCCUCGACCUCAUUGGCUCUCCGCCCUUCUAUAUCAAGUAUCAACAGCAACGAGCUGGGGAGAGGCCUUCGCGUCCAGAGGAGAUCGAGGUUCAAACUCUUCGCAGCACACUUGAACUUACUCCCAAGGAAGCCGGCCACUACACCUAUACAUUCCUAUCGAUACGAGACUGGGUCUACGAGGAAAGACCUCUUCAUAACCUGAAGCUUGUACAAGAUGUCAAACCGUCGGCUUCUGCUCACUUCAUUGAAGCCGACGGUGUCAAGCAAGUCUGCAUCGAUGAUACCGUAGAGUUUGAUGUUGGCCUUCGCGGUGAGGGUCCGUUCACCCUCGAGUACGAACUUGUGCACAAUGGAAAACGGCAGAAGAGGUCCGUCGUGGUUGAAGAUGAGCACUACACCAUAAAGACUGACAAAUUGCGGAAUGGGGGUGAAUAUAUUCUGUCUCUGGCCAGUAUCACCGAUCGAUUGGGCUGCAAGGAAGUUCUCAAGGCAGAGAGCAGGGUCAACGUCCGGCAUGAGCGGCCAAAAGCCUACUUCGGCCAGAUUGACGGCAAACAGGCCGUCAUGGCCCUUGAAGGAAAAGCCGUCGAACUUCCUCUACGUCUCACUGGUAGUGGGCCAUGGCGACUCGAGUAUGAAAAUUUGGACACUAAGGCGGUCAAAAAGGUGGACAUUGCCCAAGCCAAUUCCAAGCUGCGUAUCGACACGUCAGGGACCUACCAACUGCUCUCAGUGCGUGAUAGAGUAUGUCCCGGCUUCGUUGACGAAAAGACCGGUCAAUUCACCGUAGGGUGGAUUCCCCGCCCUCGCAUCAUGGUUCCCGAAUCUCCAUCAAUGGUUCUCAAAGACGGCCAGUACAUCAGAGAAGAGGUCUGCGAAGGCGAAGAAGACUCAUUCGACAUCACUUUGAAUGGUUCUCCGCCAUUCGAAUUGGCGUAUGAACAGCAGUUUAGAGACAAGAAGAGCGGCAAGGCAGCCGCUUUGAAGAGGAAAGAGAUUCGUGCUCCAGGUGGAACGGGAUCCAUCCGCGCUGAGACUGCGCAAGCUGGCACUUACCAGUACAAGUUCGUACAGCUUGCCGACGGGAAAUACGAUCACUCUUCGAGACAUUUCACACCAGUGACCAUCUUGCAGACGGUUAACCCUCGACCUAGCGCUCGUUUCGACCAUCCUGGCAAGACUUACAGUUUCUGCUCACGCGAAGCUGACGGAGAGGAGGUCAUCCCUAUUACUCUGGAGGGUGUGCCUCCCUUCUACCUUGAAGUGGAGAUCAAGCACUAUGGCACCCCAAAGCCGGACGUAAGCGUUCACAAAUCGAUCAACACGAACAAAUAUAACCUCAAGAUUGAGCAUCGCAAACUCAGUUUGGGCCACUCAACAAUUUCAAUUCGGAAAAUCAGAGACGCACGUGGCUGUACGUAUAAGCCACCGCCCGGCGGCCCACGCGUCCAAAUUAGCGUGCACGAUGCGCCUACGGCAACGCCGCUCGAAGAUCGCACCGACUUCUGCGUUGGCGAGCGGCUUUCCUUCGCUCUUGGGGGUCAGGUGCCGUUCACCGUGUUCUAUACUUUCGAAGACAAAGAGCGUAAAGCGUCAAAUCCUGGGACUACCUUCCGCCGGCUUGCCGAGCUUCCCGGAACCUUCACACUGACGGGUCUGAAGGACUCGGCAUCGGACUGUAUCGCGACCCUUGACCUGACCAAACGCAUUCAUCCCAUACCUUCCGUCCGGCUGUCGGGCGGUCAGGUGACGAAAGUCGAUAUCCACGAGGGCAGUGGGGCAGAUUUGGAGUUUCAAUUCUGGGGAACGCCGCCCUUUGAAUUCACCUACACGAGAAGCACCAACGAGCAGAAGGGCCGGAAGAGCAAGGUUCUGGAGAUACGGACCGAGAUCUCGCACGAGCACUUUAUGAGUAUACCUGUCCAGGAAGAGGGGACGUAUGAGGUCGUUAGCAUCAAGGACCGAUGGUGCAGUUACGCGAAACAGAUCGAGGGCAUAGAUGUAGGCAAGGGUGCAAGUGGGCAAAAGCUGUUGCAGUAUUGAGACAGUGGCGUUGGUGUUGGGGUAUGGUAUGAUUGGAGUUUUAUGUGCAAAUGAGCAUUUCGGCGGCGUUAGGUGUAUCAUGGAGCGGAUUUUAGUUUUCGAUUUUGGAUGGGUACUAUGUAUAGAGCGAGCCUUGCGAGCGUAUUGUGUGCACUCUUGAUAAGAGGUUCGGUUUGCUGAGGUCCAGACGCGAAUCUGCUUUUGCAAGAACAAUCUGGUCGCAUUAGUCUUGAGGUUGUUAAGGAAGAAUGUAAAUGGAUACCCACU